Molecule: messenger RNA, 357 nt
Organism: Lactuca virosa
Lineage: Eukaryota; Viridiplantae; Streptophyta; Magnoliopsida; Asterales; Asteraceae
Source: the annotation of a GenBank genome assembly
AUGCACCACUUUGUUACCCUAAUCAGUUUCUCUCGGUUGUUCUUCCUUCACCACCGAACACUCUUUAAAUCUGAUUAUUUGCAAACAAUGUCUCAACAAAGCUUCCCCCAUAAUGGUGGAUUACGUGAGUUCGAUCUAUACAUUCCACCGACUGAGUACGAGCUCCCUGCCAUGGAAACCCAAGUGGAGCUGGAGCAGAUGAGACAACAGAUGCAGGCGGAAAUGGAGGUGAUAAGGAUUGAGCUUCAUGGGAUGAACAACAUCUUGAAGGUGAUGGUAGCGAUUGGCAUUAGUCUUCUUCCUGGUGUUUGUGGAGUUUUCGGUUGUGGUGCGUUUGGUGUUUCAUAUUGGAAGUAG